Gryllus bimaculatus (two-spotted cricket) is the source of this 891-nucleotide messenger RNA. NCBI's taxonomy places the organism in Eukaryota, Metazoa, Arthropoda, Insecta, Orthoptera, Gryllidae. The record is from the annotation of a GenBank genome assembly.
UUAUGAGAGGACAGCCUCGCAUUUGUUUUCACGAGUGGAAGUGUUGCUAGGUUAGAACUGAAUAGUGAAGUGCUCAUUACAUUCAUAAUAUCUAAAUAUUUAAAUUAACAUACUGGGCGAUAGCUGUCUCACCAUGCCAUGGAUUCUUCUGACUACAGGGAAGCCAUAACCUUCAACUACACGGAAAAUCAACAUGAUCAAAUGACAAGUCUUAUGUUCCUCCAAAAACCUAGAAAAACACCCAAUUAUACACUUGUAGUCUAUGAAGGUACAUUGUUUCUUUUACGGGCGGAAAUAUCAUGCCAUCUUCUGAACAUCACAUUGUCAGCUGGAGUUGCCUUCGGUUCUUGUUCUACAUACUUCAUGGCGACUUCUAGUGCAGCAAGACCCAGCUUUGGAGUUGGUUUGGCACGGAAGCUUUCGCGCGUCUGGCCUCAUGUGAAAGCGUUGCGGUCAUACACAGUGGGUGCUCUGUGGUUGCAUUUACCCCACUAUUUCAGCUACUUUGGCAAUGACAGAAGCUGUCAGAAGAAAGAAUAUCCUCAUUUAUACAAUUCAGAAGGAAGUCGACGUCAGAAGAAGGUUAUGAUUGAUUGUUUUGUUGCGGGCGAAGGUAAACUGCAUAACGCAUUCAAUUGCAAUAGAGCUCACCUGGAAUCGCAACCUGCCUAUGGGCGGGCGAGCGUACGGAACGCCCUCGAAGGCGUAGACGGUUGUGAAGGGCGCGUAUGGCCGCUGCUCGCGUUUGCCCCGCAACAGGCCCUGCGCCACCCGCACCACGAGCUCAUCGCCGGACCCUUUGCUGGGGUCGGAGGGCGCGACAAAAGGCAGCAAAAUAGGAAGAUGACCAUGUUAGAAACCCCUGUUCAUGUGGCUCGAGUCAAAGCUUGA